Messenger RNA from Spea bombifrons (plains spadefoot toad), 2440 nucleotides. RefSeq names its product nibrin (gene NBN). Gene Ontology annotation, cellular component: nucleus; Mre11 complex. Bases 64 to 2316 code for a protein of 750 amino acids. Lineage: Eukaryota; Metazoa; Chordata; Amphibia; Anura; Pelobatidae. Gene Ontology annotation, molecular function: damaged DNA binding; protein binding. The transcript has 16 exons. Gene Ontology annotation, biological process: mitotic G2 DNA damage checkpoint signaling; telomere maintenance; double-strand break repair via homologous recombination. The record is from RefSeq and is a predicted model, not a curated record.
GGGCUUGUGUUAGUGACGUCACGUUUGCGCGCCUUAACGAAUGGAAUAGCAACAACAAGCGCAAUGUGGCAACUGGUAAAAGAGAGCGGAGAAGAGACCUUUCAUUUUCUGACUGAUACGGAGUACGUUGUGGGAAGGAAGAACUGCGCAAUAUUAAUCCAAGAUGAUCAAUCCAUUAGUCGAUCUCAUGCUGUUUUUUCAGUUAGCCACUCGGCCUCUAACCUGGGCCGUUCUGACAAAAUACCCACUUUGACAAUUAAAGAUUCUUCAAAAUAUGGCACUUUUAUUAAUGAAGAAAAGAUGGAAAAUCCGGUUCCCAGGAGCCUGAAAUCUGGUGACAGGGUCACAUUUGGUGUUUUUAACAGCAAGUAUAGAGUGAAGUAUGAGCCUCUGGUUGUGUCAUCUUCCUGUCUGAGUGUCGCAGAGAAGACAGCUCUGAAUCAAGAUCUCCUGCUUCUGGGAGGUCACAUGCUCGGCAACUGGACGGAAAACUGCACCCACCUUGUAAUGACAUCCAUUAAAGUUACCAUCAAGACUAUCUGUGCCAUGGUUUGUUGCAAACCGAUUGUGAAACCUGAGUACUUUAGUGAAUUGACCAAAUCCAUUAAGCAGAAGCAAACGCUGCCUGCAUUAACAAGCUUCAUUCCCCUCAUUGAUGAACCUUCAAUUAAAUCGGACUCAUUGGAUCUCUCUGUAAAUGUUAAAAGAAAAAUUAUCUUUAAGGGCAAAGUCUUCUUAUUCCUAAGUGAAAAACAGUACAAAAAAAUGGCCCCAGCUAUUACUUUUGGUGGUGGAGAAGUAAAAUUAUUGAAGGGGGAACUGAAAGACUCGUCACUGCUGGAUAGUCCGAAGACCUGUGUAAUUGACGUGAGCAUGAGCGAUUCACAACUCUCAAUAUCAGAACCAUCACAAACCUGGAGCAAUUCUAUUUUGGACAUGCUGCAAAGAAAGGAUCUAAGAGCAAUCCCAGAAGCAGAAAUUGGUUUAGCGGUUAUCUAUAUGUCAACAGAAAUUUACUGUAAUCCUCGAAGUCGCUCAUCUCCAGGAAACGAGAGCGAAACUUCAAGGCCAAAUAUUAUUUCACAAAGCAUGGCGGUCGAUGAGACAGUCUUGCCUGGGCCAACUCUUAACAUCACUGCUUAUGUUGUAAAUACAGAACCUCAAGACGAGACAAAUACCUGGAUGGACAUCAGUGGAAUCCGUGAAGUUAAAGAAACACCAAGAAAUAGCCGUAUGAGCUCUAAGACAUGUCCAGAACGUAAUCAAGAAACAGGAGGCAAAGAUUACAUCAAGGGUGCUUUGUACGAAGAAAACACAGCAGUAGCAGAAAAAACAAGUAGCCAACGAUCACCUGUAAAUGAGUCUUUCAAAACCAAAAGCAGCAUAUCACAAAAAAUGCCUUCCACUAAUAAAAUAAAGAAUUACUUCCAGCCGUUGUCCAAGAAGAGAGAGAGAGAAGAUGAUGAAAAGGAAUUCUCGUUCUCCAAGUCAGCAAGAAUGGAAGACAUCACCUCCUGCCCAGAGGAGAUAAGGCUACAACCAGUGAUCAACAACGAUGGUCCAAAAUCUCAAGGUCAUCAAUCAGACCUAGAUAUGGAGCCAGUUAGUUUAUUUGAUGAUAACUUAGAUGUAUCAGCAAAACAGUCCAAAGAUGAUAUGGUAACUGCUCAGAUGGCAUCUCAAAAAGAUGAAAUAUUAAAGAAAAGAAAGGACAUGGAAGAGGAUUUGGUUGAAGAGUCAGAUUUAGAAAGUGGAGGAGAGCUUGAUGCCGAAGUGGAGCAGAACGGUUUGAGGUGUAAUGAUUCGCUUAAAGUAAAAAGACGAAGACUGGACGCGGAAAACAACCGAAACAUCAGUGGAGAUCUAGACAAGGGCGCUCUACAGCAGCCUCCUCCAGAGACCAUUCAGAAAGUAAAGGUGGAGUGUAAAGAGGAACCAGAAUCUCCUCAAAAAGGGGGUCAGAUUAUUAAAGAACCAAAAGAAGAAUAUGACGAGGUCCAUAGCAGACUCUUGCUGACCGAAUUUCGAUCGCUAGUUGUUGGUCGCCCAGCGAAAAACAAUCAUUUCAGCAAUAACACAAACCAUGGAAAUGUAACGAACUUCAAGAAAUUCAGAAAGGUAGCAUACCCUGGAGCAGGCGGCUUCCCUCAUAUUAUUGGAGGUUCUGACUUGAUUGCUCACGAUAGAAAGAAAAAUUCAGAGCUUGAACAAUGGUUACGUCAGGAAGUAGAGGAACAAGCUCAGCAGGCAAAAGAAGACUCAUUAGCCGAGGAUCUUUUCAGGUACAAUCCUAAAAUUGUGAAAAGACGACGAUAGAGGCUUCUCCUGAGUCAAGUCGUGUUAUUUGUUCUUUAACAGAAGGGAAAGGUUCUGAUGUGUACAGAAACUACAUUGAUCUGUGUUUAUGUAUAUAAUAAUAAAAAAAAAAUCUGCUCAGUUA